AUGACCAAUCAAUCGAGUUUGGACAGCACAGCCAAAGAAGCUGGGGCAGACUCAGCCUUUCCAUACGGCACACGUUCCCGUAACAGAACUGGUACUUCGCGUAUUAACUACGCCGAGGAUAGGGACAUUGAUGGCGAUGUUUAUGACUACUAUCACGACAAAAAGGACAGUGAUUCCAAAAAGACUUCACGCCAGUCUAGCGCUGCUGUGAAUGGCGAUGGGCCUCGUGGCGGUGCAAGCUCGCGCAAGGCUGGCACAGAUGAGCAAAAGGCAGCGCAGGUAGCGAAUGCUCCCAAGGAGCAACGGUCGGGCAGUUCAAAUAAUGUGCCCACGACAACGCAGCAGUCGGCUGCUUCACAGCCUACACGGAAGCGCAAGGUCGCGGGUAAUCCAGCUGGUUCCACUAACCCAGCGGCAUCCGUCAAUAAUUCGACCAAAAAAGCAGCAGCAUCCGGAACGACUCCGUCUAUCGUAUGGCCAGAAUCUAAUAUGCUGACUUUUGACAACUGCAGAAGUCGCCCUGUCAAUGGUAAAAUGGUGGCCGAUGAUGGUACAUCGCUGGAGCCAAAUGAUCAUGUGUACCUUGUCUGUGAGCCACCUGGAGAACCCUAUUACCUGGGCCGCAUCAUGGAGUUCCUUCAUGUGCAGAAUGACAGCAGCAAACCCGUGGAAGCUGUUCGCAUCAACUGGUACUACAGACCCAAGGACAUCGGCCGAAAAUCUACAGACCUCCGAAUGGUUUUUGCAACGAUGCACUCCGACAUCAGCCCGUUGACGGCGCUACGCGGAAAAUGUCAGAUUCACCACAAAGCUGAGAUUGAGGAUAUGGAAUUAUAUCGAAAGGCCCAUGACAGCUUUUGGUACGACAAGCUGUACGACCGCUAUAUCCAGAAGAACUACGACUUGAUUCCGACGCGUUCUAUUGUCAACGUCCCAGCUAAUGUGAAAAAGGUUCUCGACGAGCGCUGGAAAUACGUGCUAGUCGAGCAGGGGCGUGGCAAGGAGCUCACUAGCGCCGUUAAGCUCUGCAAGAGAUGCGCCGGCUAUUGCGCAAGAGGGUUUGCCUGGUCAUGUGCAGCAUGCAGUCGAGCCCAGGAAAGGAAGCUGGAGGCUCGUAAUACGCCUAAUGUUAAUGAUCCAAGCUUCGAUGCCGAAGAUGACGAUCCUAUGGAUGAAGAGGACGAGGAGAUGCAGGGGCUUGAGACUAAUCGGACCAGUCCCGAAGAAGGAGACCAUACUCACCACGAGGGCACUGCCGAGCAAAUAUACCAGGCCUCUCUUUGGCCGUACCGGUAUCUCGGAAUGCAUUGCAAGCCCGAGGACGCACUCGACUACGACGACAGAAUUUAUCCCCGCGCAAGUACGAGAAUUGGACCCAGAAAUCAAGCAAAUGUUUCCCCGUGGCCUGGAAAGCCGGUCGAGUACGUCAAGCCACUCGAGAUCAAGAAAAACGGCAAGAAAGACACCAAAUCCAAGGAAGCAUUGGCUGCUAUUGAAGCCGAUAAGAUCUCACGUGGGAAGCGACCGAAGUGGGUUCAAGACAUGCCCCCCGGCUACACAGCUCGGGGAGAAGAUUUUGACAACGACGACCCCAAGUGUACCGCAACUCGCAUGUGGAUUCCUCCCCCAGAUAAAGUGAUUAAAGAGAAGGACAUUAACGAGUACAUGGAAAAGGCCAAGGGAAUGACAAAAGAUCUCGGAUUGCCAGAACGUUCGACCAACCUGCAAGACGUGGCUGCCAACAAAUUGUUUCUUGCAGAAUUCGACACGCAACAUGCCCUCAAGGAUCUUUCUGAGACCAAGAAGGAGGCAUUCAAAGAGCCAGAACUGACACCAGCAGAGCAAAAGAAAUUUGAGGAAGCAGUGAUAAAAUACGGCUCUGAACUUUAUCUUGUGAGAAAGCACGUCAAAACUAUGCACUAUGGCAUGGUAACUCGUUACUACUACGCCUGGAAGAAGUCGGCACGUGGGAAGCAGGUUUUGGAGAACCAGGCCGGUCGCAAAGGAAAAAAGGAGGCCAAAAGAGCAGAAGCGGCUGCCAGUAAGCUGGCAGAUGAUGUUGCGGAUAACGAUGACGAUUCUGCGUUUGAUAUUGAGAAAGCAAAUCAGAAAAAGCAAGGAUUUGUGUGUCAAUUUUGCUCCGCGACAUUCUCGCGACAAUGGAGGCGCGCUCCGAACCCCGUUCCCUGGAUCGUCAACGAUGGGGGCCCGAAGAGCUCGAGUAAGGAAAAGGGCCAAGACCGUGUGGUAGCUUUGUGCCGUCGCUGCGCUGAGCUAUGGCGCAGAUAUGCUAUUCGAUAUGAAGAUGUGGACGAGGUUUCCAAGAAGGUCAACCAGGGCAGCGGCCGAAGCUGGAAACGGAAGCAAGACGAAGACCUUCUCAGGGAGUUGCAAGUCGCGAAGGAAAUGGGCAUGAUGACGCCGGAACGGGCACCGACUCCUUCAGCGGCCCCAGCUGUUGCCACCGUGCAAGAACCGCCACGGAAGAAGCUCAAAGGUGCAGCUUCUGACAAGGAUGUGGACAAUGUUCACUCGGAUGCUGCUAGUGCAACCGGCUCUACCACUUCCAAGAAGAAGGACAAGAGUGUGGAAAACCUUACAGUCCCCGAUAUUCCGAAACCUCUUGUGCUGCCUUGUGCAGUCUGUGGGCAACUGGAACCUCGAGGGGAGCAGCACUUGUCGUGCCGCGAAUGCCGCCUGACGGUACACCGCAACUGCUAUGGUAUCAUGGAUAAUCGAAACUCCGGGAAAUGGACUUGUGAUAUGUGUGCAAACGAUAAAAACCCACAAGUCUCAAUCCCGAAAGUAACACAUCACAAAAAGAAGAUGUCGGAGAAGGAUCGUGAGCGAGAACGCCUGGAGGUUCAGCAAGCUCGGAAAGCUGCGGACUUUUACCGCAAGAAGCAGGAAGAGAUGCAUCGCCCCGUCAACCCCCGGGAACCACUCAAGAGGACCGCGGACAACAAUUGGGUCCAUGUUACCUGCGCUGUCUGGACUCCAGAAGUCAAGUUUGGUAACGCCAAAGCACUGGAACCUUCGGAAGGUAUUCCUUCGAUUCCCAGGAGCAGAUAUGAUGAGACUUGUCAAGUGUGCAACAAACAGGAUGGAGCCUGUGUGUCGUGCCAUCAGUGUCGCAUUCCAUUCCACGCGGAAUGCGCUCGGCAACAUGGGCACGUUCUUGGAUUUGAAGUGACAUCUGUGAAAAGUUCGCGAAGAGACCAGUUUAGCAUUGUGGCUAUCAAUGGGGAGAGUGGCAUCAUGUCGGCAACUGUAUGGUGUAAGGAUCACGCCCCCACGAAGACUAAGAUUCAUCAGAUGCAAGAUAUUGUGGAUGAAUCGGGACUUAAUGCUUUACAGCUCUAUGUACAGAACUACAAGCAGGCCGACCUGGCACUGACAGGCACGGUCCGCAAGGCCAAUCUCAUGACAAACGCCGCCAAGUUGCCAGGUACAACGACUCAGCCUGGCCUACGCAGGUCCUCGACAACAAAUAUUCCCAAUGGCGGGUGGGGCCAGCAGCGAAAUGGGGACACGGCAGACGUGGCAUCAGACUCAAAACAACCAGGAGAAAAGGUCUGCAUCACCUGUGGUAUUGACACCAGCCCGAAGUGGUGGCCGAUCGAUAAUUCGCAGGAACGCGAACUCACCAAUGGGCAUUACGGCACACUCGGGAGCGAAGCACAGAAAUUCGUGGAACAGAGACGAUUCCAAUGCCAUAAAUGUCGAAAGGCCCAGCGUACAGCAAAGCCGCACCCGUGGCGGUCUCCUCUCAUGGCAGACGCUCCAUUACCUUCGGCUCACGGCGCAGGCAUACAAGGUACGACAACACAUGCUUUGCGCAGUCCACCACAGAUGGUGCCUGCCCCUCGGGAGACCAAUUCUUCUACUGCUUAUGCUUGGCCUCCACCAGUUCAUGCUCCGACAGUUCCUCCACCACCAAUGCAAGCGCCUGCCCUCGUCGCAGAUCAUGCCCUGGGCGCCCGGCCUCCUCCCCCUGCCCCAUACGCGCCCCUUCAACCUCAACGACCAUCAUAUAGUGACUGGGGACGACCUGCGAGCCAGCAAGGUUCGCCUCCUCGACACAUCACUGGGGGACCCCCAAUCCACAAUGCACCGCCGAUGUCCACACUAUCUUCGUUGCGACCACCUCCAGUUGUAGGACCAGGGCCUCCGCUUGGAUCUUCACCACCUGCACCACCGCCAGCAAACCAUCAUGGUGGUCCCGCGUCGCAGCCUUAUACCAACGGACUCCCUCCAUCACCUCGACGAUUGAAUGGACCAGCGCCACCACCUCGUUAUACUCAUCCGUAUCAAACCCACGGACACAGCGCUCCUCCGCCCCCUCCUCCUGCGUCGCAUUUACCACCACCAACGCUGACGAAUGGGGCACCACCGCCUCCGUCGCGGCACGAUGAUUUCUCUCAUGAACUUCACCCGCAGAGGCCGACUUAUCCUGCUCCUCACGGAAGCCCAACAGGCCCUCGAAAUGGGCCACAGCCUUCAUCGAGUCGCCCGGCGAGUGGAGCAAGUGCCAGUCCCUCGCUACGAAAUCUCCUUUCUUGA
Messenger RNA from Fusarium musae, 4563 nucleotides. RefSeq lists its product as uncharacterized. Gene Ontology annotation, cellular component: Lid2 complex. The record is from RefSeq and is a predicted model, not a curated record. Bases 1 to 4563 code for a protein of 1520 amino acids. Gene Ontology annotation, biological process: histone catabolic process. NCBI's taxonomy places the organism in Eukaryota, Fungi, Ascomycota, Sordariomycetes, Hypocreales, Nectriaceae. The transcript is spliced from 5 exons. Gene Ontology annotation, molecular function: chromatin binding; ubiquitin-protein transferase activity.